Messenger RNA from Eleginops maclovinus (Patagonian blennie), 1842 nucleotides. Its product is annotated as ankyrin repeat and protein kinase domain-containing protein 1-like. Gene Ontology annotation, biological process: protein phosphorylation; signal transduction; regulation of apoptotic process. The record is from RefSeq and is a predicted model, not a curated record. The transcript is spliced from 12 exons. Bases 271 to 1638 code for a protein of 455 amino acids. NCBI's taxonomy places the organism in Eukaryota, Metazoa, Chordata, Actinopteri, Perciformes, Eleginopidae. Gene Ontology annotation, molecular function: protein kinase activity; ATP binding. Gene Ontology annotation, cellular component: cytoplasm.
CCUCCCUUUUGCCAGUUCGGAAAUGAAAAGGGACAUUUUGUUGUUUUGCCACGGCUCGAGUAUUUACUAACUUUUGAAUCUGUUGGUGGAAACACAUGAGGGAUAUAGAUGGUAGGUAAAAUCCAGCUUUAAAAUAGAGAUACAAGAAAAGAAAAAAACAAGGGAAAUGUUUGUGGAAAAUGUUUGUCAGUGUCUUUACAAACCGAAACUGUCAGUGAGUAAAAGGACGAGUACAAUAUUUAAGGUGGCUCUAUCGUAGUUCAUCAGGAGAUGGCGCUGCACAGCUGCAGGACUGUUGGUGACGAAUGCUUGGAGAAAUGGGAGCUAGUCGGCUCGGGGGGAUUCGGCCGAGUCUUCAAGGCCAGGCACAAAGACUUGCGAAUUGAUGUGGCUAUUAAGAUACUCCAUGAUGGAGUUAGCGCCAUGAUACUGCGUGACGAGGCCAAGUUUAUGGAUUUGGCUUCCUGUGAGUUUGUGGUGAGGCUUAUUGGAAGUUAUCACGGCUGUCAGCCUGGUAAACGACCUUGCACACAACAGGGAAUAGUGAUGGAGUUCAUGGAAGGCGGAUCUGUUCAGUCCCUGCAGAAGGAUCUCGGUGGCCCUCCACCGUGGCCCCUGGUUUUACGCUUGGCCCAUCAAGUGGCUCAAGGCAUGAACUUCAUCCAUCGUGAAAAACUCAUGCACCAAGACCUUAAGCCAAGUAAUGUACUGCUGAAUUAUCACCUUAACGCCAAGAUAGCAGACUUUGGUCUGACCAGAGUUUCUGCCAGCGCUUCGAAAAGCAACAUGGAAACACCAGGGCAGAUUGGAGGCUCAUACAAGUAUAUGCCCCCAGAAGCUUUUAAAUCCGCAUCAUAUGAACCUGUUCGUUCUUUUGAUGUAUACAGCUAUGGUAUCCUGCUCUGGUCCAUUGUUACUGGUAAAGAGCCUUAUCAAACGGCUAAUUACGAACGAGUGGCAUGGAAGAUCCCUGCAGGGGACAGACCUCUCUGUGAGAAAUUUGAGCAGAAAGGGGAAGCCGGGCUGGACGAACUGGUUUCCCUCAUGAAUCGGUGCUGGGAUGGCAGUCCUGACAAAAGGCCUACCUUUUUACAGUGCCUGGACGUCACUGAGAAAUUGCUGUCAAUGCACAGGAUAAGAAUUCAUGAUGCCGUGGGUCAAGUAUUGAAAAGACGGAUGUCACCAACCAGCGGUACAUCAAACACAAAUCGGGCAUUCAAUGUUCCCCUACAGACAGCAGGUAGAUUGUCAACAACACUGUUUGUUUGUCGAGAACAGUUUGAAAAUGAUACUUUGGACCAUUGCAGGAUCACAGAAGCUCGAAAGUCUUUCACUCAGGUCUGUGAUUCUACUAAAACAAUGAGUAUUAAAGAUAAAGCAAAGUUUGUUGAUGACAACCGGGCAAAGUUGAUUCAAGACGUUUCAGAGGUAAUGGCAAUAACUGAUGAGCUUGGAGACAUGGUCCACCGUGAAACCUUAUCCGAGAUUGGAAGAAAGGACACAAUAAGUCAGCAGAAAAUGAGAGUGCUUUUUGGUCGGACUCUACGUUCAGGGGGGAAAAAGGUCAAGGCAGCCUUCUACGAUGCCCUCAAAGCUCAUCAUCCCGACCUAGUGGAGAGCCUUGGUGGUUAUCUCUGAAGAAUCUGGCUGUGCACAUUCUCUGCAGGUUCAGAGUACUUCCCAAUGCAUGCCAAUCUUUUUUUUAAAGUACAUAUCUUUCUUUAUACAUUUAUACUGUUGAGAUUUUACAAAACUUUUAUAUUCUUUAACAUAUCAAAUAUCAUAAAUGUAAUGAUCUUUGAAAAACAAAAAUGUUCUUAAUAAACAUAUGUUAAUUCAAAA